AUGUCUGCGCUCGUCACAUCGUCCAACAAAGAGUUGGUCAUCCGCAAGGGUGGCAAGGAGGACUGUGCCGCCAUCCUUGACUUCAUCCAACAAUUAGCUGACUACGAGAAGGAGCCCGACGCUGUGAAGGCUACUGUUGAGACGCUUGAGGAGAAUGUCUUCAACAAGGGCUACGCAGAGGUGUUGAUUGCCGAACAGCACAAGGACUGCUCUGUUGUCUCUGUGGGAAUGGUGCUUUACUUCUACUCAUUCUCGACCUGGACCUCCAAGCGCUCACUUUACCUCGAAGACCUCUUCGUGAUCCCGAGACUGCGCAACAAGGGUGUGGGCAAGCUGCUCUUCAAGGCUCUCGGACAGAUUGCGCAGCAGAAGGACUGCGCUAGGAUCGACUGGUCCGUGCUCAAGUGGAAUGCCCCGACAAUCGCAUUCUACGAGAAAGUGCUUGGAGCAAAGCCCAUGGAUGAAUGGAAGGGAAUGCGUCUGGAACAGCAAGGCAUUGCCAACCUGUCAAAACUCAUCUAG
Molecule: messenger RNA, 522 nt
Organism: Ustilago hordei
Lineage: Eukaryota; Fungi; Basidiomycota; Ustilaginomycetes; Ustilaginales; Ustilaginaceae
Exons: 5
Coding region: 1-522 (173 amino acids)
Biological process (GO): protein acetylation
Molecular function (GO): N-acetyltransferase activity
Source: RefSeq, a predicted model, not a curated record